CCACGCCCCCCUCUCCCCGCCUCAGGCCCCGCCCACCCGGAGCCCCUCAGGCCCCUCUGCGCGCCCGGCCCCGCCCCCAGGGCCUUAGGCCCCGCCCACCCCGCGCCCCUCAGGCCCCGCCCCCCUCUCUCCCUGCCCUAGCGCAGGGGGUGGAGGGGAGGGGAGGGAGGGGGACGAGGCCACGCCCCCCGGGAGCCCCCCCGAGGCCACGCCCCUGGUUGGGGGCAGAGGCUCCGCCCCCCCCGGGGCGCUGCUGACCUCACUAAGGGGGUCCCGAGGCCCCGCCCCCACUAAGGGGGGGUCCUGAAGCCCCGCCCCCAGGGUCACCCCCCCACUGGCCCCACUAAGGGGGGUCCUGAGGCCCCGCCCCCUCUAAGGGGGGGUGCCCUGAGGCCACGCCCCUAGGGGCACUGAGGCCACGCCCCCAGGGUCAGCCCAGACCCUGCCCCCACUGAGGGGGGUCCUGAGGCCCCGCCCCCUCUAAGGGGGGGUCCUAAGGCUCUGCCCCCACUUGGGGGGGCUCCCCGAGGCUCCGCCCCCAGGGUCACACCCUCCCCCAUAGCCCCGCCCCCAGGGCCCCGCCCCUGACCCCGGGGGCCGCCCCCCCCGCCCCGCCCCCCCGCCCGGCGGCCCCGCCCCCCCAUGGACAUGCUCGACCCCGGGUUGGACACAGGCUCCGCCUCUGCCGCCCCCAGCCACGAGAAGAACCAAGAGGCCGACGAAGGCGUCGAGCUGCAGGAAGGCGAGGGGCCGCCGGGGGAGGAGCCGGGGGCCGUGGCCGGCGUCCAGGCGCCCUUCGCCGAGCCGGGGGUGCAGUACCAGUUCCGCACCGAGAGCAAUGGAGGACAGGUGACCUACCGCGUGGUGCAGGUGACGGAGGCCCCGCUCGAGGCCCAGGCCGAGGCCGCCGGCGCCGUCAGCGUCGUCUCCACCUUCGCCGGCGCCCAGCAGGCCGUGGCCCAGGCGGUGCUGCAGAACCCCUUCAGCAACGGGGGCAGCCCGGGGGCGGAGCCGGGGGCGGAGCCGCGAUUCGCCUACUUCCCCGCUGGCGGCGUCGCCGAGGGAGCCGUGUCCGUGCAGGCCGACCCCGCCCUGGCGCCCGCCGGAGUUCUACGUGAUGAUGACGCCGCAGGACGUGUUGCCGACGGGCGCCCAGCGCUCCAUCGCCCCCCGCACCCACCCCUACUCCCCGAAGAUGGACGGCACGCGGACGCCGCGGGACGAGCGGCGGCGGGCGCAGCACAACGAGGUGGAGCGGCGCCGGCGGGACAAGAUCAACAACUGGAUCGUGCAGCUCUCCAAGAUCAUCCCCGACUGCAACGCCGACAACAGCAAGACCGGCGCGAGCAAGGGCGGGAUCCUGUCCAAGGCCUGCGACUACAUCCGGGAGCUGCGGCAGAGCAACCAGCGGCUCCAGGAGACCUUCAAGGAGGCCGAGCGCCUCCAGAUGGACAACGACCUCCUCCGCCAGCAGAUGGAGGAGCUGAAGAGCGAGAACGCGGUGCUGCGGGCGCAGCUGCAGCAGCAGGGCCUGGAGGGGCCCGAGGGGCCCCCGCCCUGACGCCGGGGACGCCGGGGACGUCGGGGACACCCGCCACGGGGACGCCGGGGACACCGGGGACACCAUGGACGCCCGCCACGGGGACACCGGCCUUGGGGACACCGGCCGUGGGGACACCGGCCGUGGGGACAACCACCACGGGGACAUUGGGGACACCGUGGACGCCCGCCACGGGGACACCCGCCAUGGGGACACCCGCCGUGGGGACGCCGGUGACACCCGCCAUGGGGACACCCGCCAUGGGGACACUGGUGACACCACGGAUGCCCACCAUGGGGACACCCGCCAUGGGGACACCCACCGUGGGGACGCCGGGGACACCAUGGACACCCGCCAUGGGGACACCCGCCAUGGGGACACCCGCCGUGGGGACACCGGUGACACCCAUCUCGGGGACACCAUGGGGACACCCGCCGUGGGGACACCAUGGACCCCAGUGACACCCGCCGUGGGGAAAUCACCUUGGGGACACCGUGGGGACAUCCGCCGUGGGGACACCAUGGACCCCAGUGACACCCGCCGUGGGGACACCAUGGACACCCGCCGUGGGGACACCAUGGGCCCCGGUGACACCCGCCGUGGGGACAUCACCUUGGGGACACUGUGGGGACACCCGCCGUGGGGACACCAUGGGCCCUGGUGACACCCGCCGUGGGGACACCGGUGACACCCAUCUCGGGGACACCAUGGGGACACCCGCCGUGGGGACACCAUGGGCCCCGGUGACACCCGCUGUGGGGACACCGGUGACACCCACCUCGGGGACACCAUGGGGACACCCGCCGUGGGGACAUCAUGGACCCCGGUGACACCCGCCUUGGGGACACUGGUGACACCCAUCGUGGGGACACCAGGGACCCCGGUGACACCCGCCAUGGGGACCCCCGCCGUGGGGACACUGGGGACACCGUGGGGCGUCCCCCCACCCCCACCCCAUGGCCACCUUGGGGACACCAGGGACACCCAGUGUGGGGACACCAGGGACGUCCCCCCCCUUGGGGACACCAGGGACGUCCCCCCCCCCUUGGGGACACCCCUGGGACCCCCCCCACCCUGGGGACCCCCCCUUUGGGGACCCCCCCACCCUGGGGACAUGUCCCCCCCCUUGGGGACCCCCCGUCCCCCCCCCGUCCCCCCUUGCAGCCAAAAGUGAGCAAAAAGCCCCCAAACCGCCCGGUUUUGCCCGUUCCGGCCCCGUUUCUAACCGGGGGGGGGGACACGUGACCCACACGCGUGUCCCCAGCGGGGCCGGGGGGGUCCCGUGUGCAGGCAGGGGACACGUGACCCACACGCGUGUCAGCGCUUAGCGUGUGCGGCUGGGGGGGGGGGUCAUGUGUCGGGGGGGGGCUCCCAAGAUGGCCGCCGGCACACGCGUGUUCCGUCGCGUGUCCGCGUCGCCGUCCCGUGCGCACACGCGUGUGCAGCUCCCCGUCGCGCGUUCGCGUCCCCGUCGCGUGUCCGUGUCCCCCGGGCCGCCCGCACACGCGUGUCCGUCCCGUGUCCGCGUCCCCGUCCCGUGCGCACACGCGUGUGUGUCCCCCCCCCCCCGCACCGCUCUUUUGGGGCCGAACCCCCAAAUCCGGCCACUUUCGGGGCGGAGGAAGGGGCUCCCCUCCCCCCCCCGUCCCCUUUUGCCCAAAAUCCGCCUUUCCGGCCCCGGAAAGCGCUGCCCCCCCGCCCCUCCCCCACCCCUGACUACGGCGCGGGGGUUAACGGGGGGGGGGCGGCGCUUUUUUCCUUUCUUUUGUGUUUUUUUAAAGAUAAUAAUAAUAAUAAUGAUAAUAAUAAUAAUAA
This is a messenger RNA of Dromaius novaehollandiae (emu), 3355 nucleotides long. It is a transcript of the gene USF2, whose product is annotated as upstream transcription factor 2, c-fos interacting. The record is from RefSeq and is a predicted model, not a curated record. Gene Ontology annotation, molecular function: DNA-binding transcription factor activity, RNA polymerase II-specific; protein dimerization activity; RNA polymerase II cis-regulatory region sequence-specific DNA binding. The transcript has 10 exons. Lineage: Eukaryota; Metazoa; Chordata; Aves; Casuariiformes; Dromaiidae. The coding region runs from base 643 to 2001 and encodes 452 amino acids. Gene Ontology annotation, biological process: regulation of transcription by RNA polymerase II.